Messenger RNA from Laccaria bicolor S238N-H82, 857 nucleotides. RefSeq lists its product as uncharacterized. The coding region runs from base 36 to 857 and encodes 273 amino acids. The record is from RefSeq and is a predicted model, not a curated record. The transcript is spliced from 7 exons. NCBI's taxonomy places the organism in Eukaryota, Fungi, Basidiomycota, Agaricomycetes, Agaricales, Hydnangiaceae.
UCCAUCCCCGUUUCUCUUUCUUCCCCACUUUCACUAUGGUUUCUCUGCCAGUCCUUCUCUCGCUCGCUCUUCUCCCCUUCGUAGCCGCGCAGGACCACUCACUCGACAUCAAGGCCAUUGAAGCUCACUUCACCCAGUCCCAUAUUGUCCCCGAUUUCCUUACGUCUUUCACGCCCUCCGCCCUUCUUGACCUCAAUUAUGCUGGCGUUGGAAAUGUAACACCCGGUCAAGCCCUCAAAAUUACGCAGGUUUCUGCUGCUCCCACCCUGACGGUCAUUCCCGCGAACUCUUCAAUUUCCUUCUCUGGGACGUACACCUUGGCAAUGCUCGACGCAGAGACAGUUGGUAGCACCUUGCCAGAUGGUGUCAACCGCCACUGGCUUGUAAACGGUGUCGAGGUAACAGGCUCAACCGUGACCAUUGCUGGUGGAAACGCCAUCACGCCCUACGCCGGCCCCGGUCCCGCUGCGGGAAGCGGUCCUCACAGAUAUGUUGUGGCUUUAUAUGCGCAACCUUCAACAUUUACUGCUCCAGCAGCAUUUUCCAAAACUUUGGGCGUCUCACGCAUGGACUUCAAUGCAUAUGUGAAGGAUAGCGGUUUGGGACCUCUUGUUGCAGCCAGUUACAUUGACGUCGAAGAGGGCACUGCCACGAUCUCUAUUGCGCCCACUUCCGCAGUUGUUACUUCGACCUUACUACCAGCUUCGUCUUCAGGGUCUCCAGGGACCCACGCUGCGUCCGCUACUGGUUCAUCGGCUUCCGCAACUGGAACGGCAAAGAGUGGAGCGUCCGCACUCUCAAAAUUCUCCUCGCUUGCGGCGGCAUUGGCAGGCCUGGUUACUUUCAUUCUUGCGUGA